UAAAUAUAGGGUACAUAGUGAGAUGACGCAGUAGAAUGUUCUUCUGUGUUUUCUGGUGCACGUACCUAUUGCCGAAGGAAGGUAGCGAUCAGUGACGAUCGAAAUUUUGUGACGAGUGGAAGUGUUUUCUAACUGGUGAAUCGAAAACCGAAAGGGCAGCUCUUAACCGUGCCAACGAGUGUUUCCAAACGGCAAAUGCAUAUCCACCACUGUAGUUGGGUUAAAAAUCUAGCUAGAAGCGUUAAUAAGCGGCUGCACUGGGUUGUAGUCCUGGACAAGGGUUAAUACAGUGACGACGAGAAUGGCUCCAAAUCUGCGUGACCUCGAGACGGCCUUGCUAUUGUCGGCUGGAGCAAAAAGAGUCGACGGUGAUAAUUACACCACCACCACCACCACCAACAACAACAACAACGAGCGACUGAAACCGUCCCCGUUGGACGCAGCACUACACAGCAAUAACACUAGGUUUUACGGUUCAACGGCAAAUCAAUGGCAAAAGUUGACACGAUACGAUCCGCUUCAGCAGCGCAAGCUGGAGAAUCCCACGUCAAACUUGGACACCUUGGUACAUAUACUGAACGGGAACCUCGGCACCGGGAUCCUCGCGAUGCCCGAUGCCUUCAAGAACGCUGGACUGUACGUGGGUCUAUUCGGAACCAUGGCCAUGGGUAUUAUCUGCACCCACAGUAUGCACACCUUGGUCAAGGUGUCGCACGAACUCUGCCGACGGUACGAAGUCCCGUCGUUAUCCUUCUCCGACGUGGGCCAGUACGCACUGGAAUCCGGUCCGAGCUGCUUCCAUCGCUUCGGACGCCUCAUCGGACUACUCAUCAACUGUUUCCUCAUCACCAUGCAGAUCGGCUUCUGCUGCGUCUACUUCCUCUUCGUAGCCAUCAAUUUGACCGAUUUUCUCGAAUACAUCUCCAUCAAAACGGACGUGUUCAACGUUCUCGUGUGCAUACUGCUGCCAUUGAUCGCACUUAACAUGAUACGUAGCUUAAAAUUUCUCACGCCUACAUCGAUGGUGGCUGCCAUUCUGGCCAUCUCCGGAAUAACGAUCUCGUUCAUGUUUCUGCUAAGUGACCUCCCACGCAGUACGUCGGUGUCGCCUGCAUCGGACUGGAGAACGAUCCCGCUGUACUUCGGAACUGUCAUGUACGCUUUCGAAGGAAUCGGUGUAAUACUGCCUCUGGAGAACAAUAUGAAAACCCCGAAGGACUUUUGCCGAUGGAACGGAGUGCUCAACACCGGAAUGACAAUCGUAGUGUGCCUGUACUCCGCCGUCGGUUUCUAUGGUUAUCUCAAGUACGGCGACGCCGCCCAGGGAAGCAUCACACUCAAUCUGCCUAGUCAUUUGUUUUUGGCAGAAUUGGUUCGUCUGCUGAUGGCGGUGGCCGUGUUUGCAUCGUACGCCCUACAGUUUUACGUGCCGAUGACGAUUCUGGGACCGGUUGUGCGACGCCAGUUCGGUUCCAACGCCGCGCAGGAUUAUGCCGAGUAUGCACUGCGAAUCGCGUUGGUUCUGCUGACCUUCACCCUGGCGGCCAUCAUUCCCAAUUUGGGGUCGUUUAUCUCGCUGGUAGGGGCCGUCAGUACUUCCACGCUGGCGUUGGUUUUCCCGCCGCUGCUGGAAAUUGCAACCUACUGGCCCAACCGGCAGUAUGGCCGGUGGAAUUGGAUUCUGUGGAAGGACAUUGCAGUUGUCAGUCUGGGCCUGUUUGGAUUCCUAAUCGGGACCAGCACGAGUGUCGUCGAGAUCAUUACCGAGUGGGAAUAGGGUAUUUUCGUGACGGUAAAUUAUAUUUUUGUGUUGAUACAGGGACGCUUUGACAAUUUUAUGUUUGACAUUAACAUUUAGCUAGGAACGUGACUUGUCACAUUUCAUUAGAAUGUACUCAAAAAGAUCUGACAGAACAUGUAUGUUUUUCUAUAAAUC
Messenger RNA from Ochlerotatus camptorhynchus, 1936 nucleotides. Its product is annotated as proton-coupled amino acid transporter-like protein CG1139. Gene Ontology annotation, biological process: amino acid transmembrane transport. The coding region runs from base 302 to 1777 and encodes 491 amino acids. The record is from RefSeq and is a predicted model, not a curated record. The transcript has 2 exons. Gene Ontology annotation, molecular function: L-amino acid transmembrane transporter activity. Lineage: Eukaryota; Metazoa; Arthropoda; Insecta; Diptera; Culicidae.